This is a messenger RNA of Solanum dulcamara, 1314 nucleotides long. Its product is annotated as mitochondrial arginine transporter BAC2. The transcript has 2 exons. NCBI's taxonomy places the organism in Eukaryota, Viridiplantae, Streptophyta, Magnoliopsida, Solanales, Solanaceae. Gene Ontology annotation, biological process: transmembrane transport. Gene Ontology annotation, molecular function: transmembrane transporter activity. Bases 351 to 1241 code for a protein of 296 amino acids. The record is from RefSeq and is a predicted model, not a curated record.
GUGGACUUCCUAAGAAAGAGGUGGUUGGCCGUUUCCUAUUGUAAUUUGUAGGCAUCGGUUGCACUAAAACAAAAUCAGCUUGCAGUGUCGCACAUUUUCAAGAUUCAAGGCCGUGCACACUUCAUCAUUUCUUUAACUAUCAAACAGAAAUGUGCAAUGCAUUUUUUUUUUAUAUCACAGAUAUUUUAGCAGAGGUCAAUUUUUAUUAUAUUAGAGAGAUAUUCAAGGAGAGGUUAUUUCUUAUAGAAAAAUUGGGAAAGCACAUGUUGAUUGCUGUCCAGAGGGGGAAAAAAAUUCAAUAGAUUUGAAGGAAAAAAUAACGUAUUUUUGGGUUGGGGGAUGAAGGGGGCAUGGAUUUUUGGCCAGAGUUCCUUGCAAGUAGUUGGGGCAAAGAAUUUGUGGCUGGUGGAUUUGGAGGAAUAGCUGGUCUCAUUUCUGGUUAUCCACUCGACAGCAUCAGAGUUCGCCAGCAAAAUUCUAAGAGUGGUUCUGCUUUCAACGUUUUCCGCCAUGUAGUCUCUAAAGAAGGUCCCUUGUCUCUCUACAGGGGCAUGGCUGCUCCUCUAGCCUCCGUCACCUUUCAGAAUGCCAUGGUAUUUCAGAUCUAUGCAACACUAUCGCGAACAUUUGACAGAAGUAUCCCAUCAAGCGACCCGCCCUCAUACAAAGGAGUGGCUUUGGGUGGCACUGCAGCAGGAGCAAUUCAGAGCCUAAUUAUGAGCCCUGUAGAACUGGUGAAAAUCCAAUUACAAUUGCAAAGCAAAACCAAUCAAGCAACUAGACUCAAGGGUCCAAUAGAUGUCACAAGAAGAAUUUUCAGACAGGAAGGUUUGAGAGGAAUCUACCGAGGAUUAACCAUUACUGUCCUCAGAGAUGCACACUCUCACGGUCUAUAUUUCUGGGUAUAUGAGUAUACUAAGGAGCAACUUCACCCUGGCUGUCGCAAGAACGGUCAAGAGAGCUACCAAACAAUGCUAAUAGCAGGUGGUCUUGCAGGAGCUGUUAGCUGGAUAAGCUGCUACCCCUUAGAUGUUGUUAAGACCAGACUCCAAGCUCAAUCAGAGUCUAAAUCUGCAAAAUACUGCAGUAUUGUUGAUUGCUUCAGGCAAAGUGUAAGAAACGAGGGACACGGUGUGCUUUGGAGAGGCUUGGGAACUACAGUUGGCAGAGCAUUCCUAGCCAAUGGGGCUAUAUUCACUGCCUAUGAAACUGCCCUGAGGUUCCUUUGUAAGCAACAAUGACAAAUUGAUAAUGAUCAUACUAAUGUCCAAUCUGACAAAGCAUUAUAAAAGUGGACUAAAGAACUUCUCUUUA